Anisakis simplex (herring worm) is the source of this 309-nucleotide messenger RNA. Lineage: Eukaryota; Metazoa; Nematoda; Chromadorea; Rhabditida; Anisakidae. The record is from the annotation of a GenBank genome assembly.
UGCGUAAAAGCAAUCGCAAGUGCGCAUCAUCGGAUACGCAACGGUGCUAUGCAACUAAUGCUGACGACACGAUCCGCAUCCAUUUCGGCAAGAAGUCCACUCAGAAGCACGUUCGAUACAGCAAAACGAGCACAGUCUCGUCUCUAUCCACCAAUAUCACCACGUCCACCACCAACUACUAUAAUAAAACCAAGAGCAAACUCCCCUCAAACGAUCACCACCACUACCCUCUCCUUUCCCAUUCCACUACAAAUCAUAAAACUGCUACUACAAGCUCAUCGAUCAGCAGCAGCAGCAGCACCACUCUAA